AUGUGUUUGAACACCGGCCACCCCUGCAACUGUUUGACUGAUGGCAAUCCCUGUGAACCAUGCAGGAUGACGGCCAAAGACCGGGAGACGGAGGAGGCCCACCUGUCCAACAACAUCAACGUAGAGAGUCAAGCGGGGAGCACAUGCGAACCCGAUCUGAACAUCCCUUCCAGUGUUGUCGGGAGGGAGAAGGGCCAAAACUGGGGAUGGAUGUUGUCUGGGAUCAUCUGCCUCAAUGUUUUGAUCCUGGGUUGCGCCUUGGCCAGUGGCAGUGCUCACAACGAUGUGAACAUCAAAACGACAGACCUGCAGAUGUACCUGAUCGUCCUUCUUCUCCUCACCUCCCUUUGGAUGAUUUAUUACACCAUCUUCACGUCCAGGAAAGAAAACGCUGUCGUUUACCAGGAUGCCCAUGCUGGACCGGUGUGGCUCAGGGGGGGACUUGUGCUGUUUGGUCUGCUCAGUAUUAUCAUGGAUAUUUUUAAGAUAGCCAGCUAUGUGGGCUACCUCCACUGUGACUCAGCUGUUAAGGUUGCAUUCCCUGUGGUGCAACUGGUUUUCAUACUUGUGCAGACGUACUUCUUGUGGAUCCACGCAAAGGACUGUGUGCAGCUCCAGAGUAAUAUAACACGCUGUGGGCUGAUGCUCACCCUCUCCACAAAUCUGGUCGUGUGGAUGACAGCGGUCACCGAGGAGUCACUUCACCAAACAACGGUUCCUGAUUAUCCAGAGAACAUCACAAAGCUCUCUAAGCGAAGCGAGUACAUUGUUAAAGCAAGUUACGGAGACAGUGAGUGCAAGUGCAGCCACACGUCAUGUAGCAUCUUCAAGGAGGCCUAUUACUACCUGUACCCCUUCAAUAUCGAGUACAGUCUCUUUGCCUCGGCCAUGGCCUACGUGAUGUGGAAAAAUGUAAGUCGAGUAGCUGACGAACACGGACACCACAAAAUCAAAUUCAGCCUGAAGGAUAUAUUCCUCGGCCCCGUGACAGGAGUUCUCUUAGUUGUGGCAGGUCUGGCAACCUUCAUCACAUAUGAGAUGGAAAUGCAAAAGGAAAGCAGUGAUGACGAUGAUAAUGAGAAGGCCGUGAUGAUGCACUUCGUCAUGAAUAUCGUCAUCGUGAGCUUGAUGUCCAUUUCGACUGUGAUUGGCUGCGCGAUCCACAAGGUCGACCACAGGGAGCAUGUUUCUGAGAAAAACCCCACGCGCAGCUUAGAUGUGGGGCUGCUGGUGGGAGCCUCACUGGGACAGUUCAUCAUCAGCUAUUACACCAUCGUAGCCAUGGUCGCAACUGAGGCCAAAGGCUACUUGAACAGGCUCAACCUGGCUUGGGCUAUCCUGAUGGUGAUCCAGCUCGGCCUGCAGAACUUUUUCAUAAUCGAGGGGCUGCAUCGGGAGCCCUUCCACGAAGUGCAAACAGUCACUGUGGUUUUAAAUCCAUAUGUGCUACAGCCAGGCAAAGAGCUGAGCAGCCUUGAAGAAUCAGACAUGGAAAAAAAGCCAAACCCUGCAUCCACAGAGCACGGCCUGCACGGCCUGCACGGCCACGCGGCUGAGCACAGACCCAAACUGUCAUGGAAGAGACGGGUGCUGAAGGAGGUCUGUGUGUUUCUGCUGCUGGGAAACGUCAUACUGUGGAUCAUGCCGGCGUUCGGUGCUCGUCCCCAGUUCGACCACGACACCGAAACUGAAUUCUACAACUUCAACAUGUGGGCUGCUGUGGUCAAUGUUGGACUUCCUUUUGGGAUCUUUUACCGCAUGCAUUCAGUCGCCAGUCUGUUUGAGGUUUUUAUGACCUCGUAACACUGCAGGAGGAGCAAAGAUGUCGGGCCAACUGUUUUGAAAUUUUAAAACUGUUUUGUACAAAUUGUAGAUGUACUUUGUUCUGAUGAUGCUCUGUUAUUUCUCUAUAAUGACGUAAUGAGUUCUCUCUGUCUGUUAAGUACUCACUCACUUUGAUGUUGCUCAUUAAGUUAUAGCCUGUAUAUUUGACAAUGAAAAUGUAUUCGGAAUACUAUUAUCACAAAAAUAUUGAAGUUAACCUUGUGCAAUUUAAUGCUUCAUGCUGUAUGUUCACAAAAUAAAGGCAAGCAAUAAAAUAAGCUGAAGGAAAGGGAAUGAUUUAUUGCCAUAUAU
Messenger RNA from Hippoglossus stenolepis (Pacific halibut), 2136 nucleotides. Its product is annotated as proton channel OTOP2. The record is from RefSeq and is a predicted model, not a curated record. The coding region runs from base 1 to 1803 and encodes 600 amino acids. Gene Ontology annotation, cellular component: membrane. Lineage: Eukaryota; Metazoa; Chordata; Actinopteri; Pleuronectiformes; Pleuronectidae. Gene Ontology annotation, molecular function: proton channel activity. The transcript is spliced from 6 exons. Gene Ontology annotation, biological process: proton transmembrane transport.